This is a messenger RNA of Fukomys damarensis (Damara mole-rat), 5367 nucleotides long. RefSeq names its product ADAMTS like 1 (gene Adamtsl1). The coding region runs from base 1 to 4629 and encodes 1542 amino acids. Gene Ontology annotation, molecular function: metalloendopeptidase activity. Gene Ontology annotation, cellular component: extracellular matrix. NCBI's taxonomy places the organism in Eukaryota, Metazoa, Chordata, Mammalia, Rodentia, Bathyergidae. The transcript has 32 exons. The record is from RefSeq and is a predicted model, not a curated record. Gene Ontology annotation, biological process: extracellular matrix organization.
AUGGUUUACUAUUCAAUAGUGCACCUGAGCUGUGAAGGAAGAAAUAUCAGAUAUAGAACAUGCAGUAACGCUGACUGUCCGCCAGAAGCAGGGGACUUCCGGGCUCAGCAGUGCUCAGCUCAUAACGAUGUCAAGUACCACGGCCAGUUUUAUGAGUGGCUUCCUGUUUCUAACGACCCCGACAACCCGUGUUCGCUCAAGUGCCAAGCCAAGGGGACAGCCCUGGUUGUGGAGCUAGCGCCCAAGGUCUUGGACGGUACCCGCUGCUACCCUGCGUCUUUGGAUAUGUGCAUCAGCGGUUUGUGCCAAAUUGUUGGCUGCGACCACCAGCUGGGAAGCACCGCUAAGGAGGAUAACUGUGGGGUCUGCAACGGAGAUGGGUCCACCUGCCGGCUGGUCCGAGGGCAGUAUAAAUCCCAGCUCUCUGCAACUAAAUUGGAAGACACCGUGGUUGCCAUUCCCUAUGGGAGCAGACACAUUCGCCUUGUCUUAAAAGGACCAGAUCACCUGUAUCUGGAAACCAAAACACUCCAGGGGACUAAAGGUGAAAACAGUCUCAGCUCUACAGGCACCUUUCUUGUGGACAAUUCUAGUGUGGAAUUCCAGAAAUUUCCAGACAAAGAGAUACUGAGAAUGACUGGACCACUGACAGCAGAUUUUAUCAUCAAGAUCCGGAACGCGGGGUCCGCAGACAGCACGGUCCAGUUCAUCUUCCACCAGCCCAUCGUGCACCGCUGGAGGGAGACAGACUUCUUCCCGUGCUCGGCUACCUGCGGAGGAGGCUACCAGCUGACUUCCGCCGAGUGCCAUGACCUCCGGAGCAGCAGGGUGGUGGCCGACCAGUACUGUCACUAUUACCCGGAGAACGUCAAGCCCAAACCCAGGCUUCAGGAGUGCAACUUGGAUCCUUGCCCGGCCAGUGACGGAUACAAGCAGAUCAUGCCUUAUGACCUCUACCAUCCCCUUCCUCGGUGGGAGGCCACCCCGUGGACCGCGUGCUCCUCCUCGUGCGGGGGGGGCAUCCAGAGCCGGGCAGUGUCCUGUGAGGAGGAGGACAUCCAGGGACGGGCCACCUCAGUGGAAGAGUGGAAAUGCAUGUACACCCCUAAGAUGCCCGUCGUGCAGCCCUGCAACAUUUUUGACUGCCCUAAAUGGCUGGCACAGGAGUGGUCUCCGUGCACAGUGACAUGUGGCCAGGGCCUCAGGUACCGCGUGGUCCUCUGCAUGGACCACCGAGGGAUGCACACAGGAGGCUGCAGCCCAAAAACAAAGCCCCACAUAAAAGAAGAAUGCAUCAUACCUACUCCAUGCUAUAAACCCAAAGAGAAAGUCCCAGUGGAGGCCAAGCUGCCGUGGUUCAAGCAAGCCCAGGAGCUGGAAGAAGGAGCUGCUGUGUCCGGAGAGCCCUCGUUCGUCCCGGAGGCCUGGUCGGCCUGCACGGCCACCUGUGGUGUGGGGGUCCAGGUGCGAGUCGUCAGGGGCCAAGCGCUGUUCGACUGGGCGUUCGAGGGCUUCGCCGCCUGCUCCCGGUCGUGCGGCGGAGGUGUCCAGGAGGCUGUGGUGAGCUGCCUGAACAGAGAGACUCGGGAGCGUGCGGACGCAGCCCUGUGCGUGACCAGCCGCCGGCCCCCUCAGAGCCUCAAGCCAUGCAGCUUGGACCCCUGCCCGGGAAGGUGGGAAGCUGGCCAAUGGAGUCCAUGUACCUUCACCUGCGGGGUUGGCCUGCAAACCAGAGAUGUCUCCUGCUCCGGCUGGCUCUCCACGGAGCUGAGAGAGAGGGUGGCCCUGGCUGACCAGCUGUGCCCGGGCCCCAAGCCCAACACAGUGCAAGUCUGCAACCGCUUCGACUGCCCGCCUGCCUGGGACCCCGAGCCGUGGCAGCCGUGCUCCAGGACCUGUGGAGGAGGUGUUCAGAAACGGGAGGUCCUUUGCAAGCAGCGAAUGGCGGACGGCAGCUUCCUGGAGCUUCCUGAUACCUUCUGCUCCGCCUCCAAACCAACCUCCCAACAAGACUGCAAGCAGGAAGACUGUCCCAGUGAGUGGCUUCUCUCAAACUGGACAGAGUGUUCCGCCAGCUGCGGGGAGGGCACGCAGACGCGAAGCGCCGUCUGCCUGAAGGUGCUGCGGACCGGGGUCUCCACGGUGGUCAGCUCCAGCCUGUGCCCCCCACUGCCCUUCGCGGCCUCCCUCAGGCCCUGCACGCUGGCGAAAUCUGUCAGAAUGCAGAUUCACAAAUCCUCCCCAGCCCUGGAAUCUCUCCCUGUGGUAGAAAUGUGGCAUUUACUCUUCGUGCUGCUAGUGACUCUGAAACUGGAGCUCCCAGCACCACCUCUGGGAAGCACUGACAAAGGAGAGGAGAGGGAGGUGGGCCUCAAGGGUAGCGCCAAGCCUCCACAUACGGGCUGUGAUCCGGCGCAGUGGCCUCGGGGGAGAGAUCAGGAGGCAGUGGGAGCAGACCUGGUAGAAGCAGAUGGGGGCCUACUGCCCCUUUUCUGGAACGGUGCUGGGUGCGCCGGGGUCUGCUGCAUGUGGCCCUCGGUUCCGGCUGAGAACAGAGAGGGUGACUGCCUCGUGCUGCUCCGUACAAGCAUCGGUGUAUUCGGCGUGUUCGUGCACCCGGCCCUCUUGCUGCUUCUCGGGCUGUUCUGUCUUGCCCUUCGCAGGUCCCUCCUCCAGCUCACCUGCCCUCCAAGAGACUCGCUGCAGGCCCUCGUGGUCUCUGUGGCUCUCGUGCCUCUCUAUGCCAGUGAGUCCUGUGUACAUAGAGCCAAGCCAGACUUCGCUUCCGACGUCUUUGCUCAGACUCCACAACAGGAGCUCAGCACCCCUGAAAUUCAGGGCCGUUCCCCAGAGCCUCCCAGUGAGGAGCAGGAACAUGUCUGUAACGAUCCUGGCACUGGGGAUAUUCCCUUGUCAGCAUCCACAGUCCUUGGGGUUCGGCCCAGGGCUCUGCUGCACGGCGGCUGCUGGGACAUCCCGGAGGAAGAAGCUUCACGCUGCAGUAGGAGACAUUCUAGGAUUCUUCUGCAGCCAGAUGAUUCCUUACAGAUCUUGGCGCCAGUGGAAGCUGAUGUGGGUUUCUACACUUGCAAUGCCACAAAUGCCUUGGGCUACGACUCUGUCUCCAUUGCCGUCACAUUAGCAGGAAAGCCGCUAGUGAAAGCUUCGCGAGUGACCGUGACCAACACGGAGGAGCCUGCGGUCACCGUGGACAUAGGAAGCACCGUCAGAACAGUGCAGGGCGUCAACGUGACCAUUAACUGCCACGUUGCAGGUGUGCCUGAAGCUGAAGUCACUUGGUUCAGGAACAAAAGUGCCCUGGGCCCCUCUCAUCACCCGCAUGAGGGCUCCUUGCUGCUCACACAGGUGUCCCCCUCGGACCAGGGCCUGUACUCCUGCAGGGCAGCCAAUGUCCAUGGAGAGCUGACGGAGAGCACCCGGCUCCUUGUUCUAGAGGCUCCCCGGGUCCCCACACAGUUGGAAGAGAUCAGGGCUUUGCUCUCGGCCACUGGCCCGAACCUUCCUUCAGUGCUGACAUCUCCUGUGGGAGCACAGCUGAUCCUGGAUCCUGGGAAUUCCGCUCUCCUUGGCUGCCCCAUCCAGGGUCACCCCACGCCCAACAUCACCUGGUUCCACGGCAGUCAGCCGAUCGCCACCGUGGCAGGACUCGCUCAUCACACCUUAGCAGCUGGGCAGAUCCUUCAGGUCACCAAUCUCAGUGUCGGCUCACAGGGGGAAUUCAUCUGCCUGGCUCAGAAUGAGGCGGGGCUGCUCGCACAGAAGGCCUCCCUGGUGAUCCAAGAUUACGGGUGGGCCCUGGACAGACCGGCGCCCUGCUCCGCAUCCUGCGGUAACCGGGGCGUCCAGCAGCCCCGUCUCCGGUGUCUGCAGAAUACCACGGAGGUCGACCCGGAGCGCUGUUCAGGGAGAGUCCGCCCCACUGUGCAGCCGGUCGCCUGCAACCGGAGGGACUGCCCUUCUCGGUGGAUGGUGACUUCCUGGUCCGCCUGUACCCGGAGCUGUGGCGGAGGCAUCCAGACGCGCCGGGUGACCUGUCAGAAGCUGAAGGCCUCUGGGUUCUCCGCAACUGUGUCCAACGACCUGUGCACCCAGCACGCCAAACGCCCUGUGGACACCCAGGCCUGUAACCAGCAGCUGUGUGUGGAGUGGGCCUUCUCCAGCUGGGGUCAGUGCAGCGGGCCUUGUGUAGGGCCACACCUGGCCAUGCAGCACAGACAGGUCUUCUGCCAGACCCGGGAUGGCAUCGCCUUACCAUCAGAGCAGUGCAGUGCCCUCCCCAGGCCCGUGAGCUCUCAGAGCUGCUGGUCAGAAACCUGCAGUGUUCACUGGAGGGUCAGCCUGUGGACCCUCUGCACGGCGACCUGCGGGAACUACGGCUUCCAGUCACGGCGGGUGGAGUGUGUGCUCACCCACACCAACAAGGCUGUGUCCGACCACCUGUGCUCCUGGGGUGCCCGGCCUGCCAACUGGCAGCGCUGCAACAUCACCCCGUGUGAAAACAGGGAGUGCAGGGACACCACCAGGUACUGCGAGAAGGUGAGACAGCUGCAGCUCUGCCAGCUCAGCCAGUUCCAGCUGCGCUGCUGUGGAACGUGCGGCCAAGUGUGACGAGGGCACGGCCGGCUCCGCCCUGCUCGGAACUUCCUCACUGCCUCUCUGCCCUGCCCACCCUCCUGAGUGCUCAGCCCCUCCUCUCCCCCAGGCGCUGGAGGACAGAGCCGGGGAGGACCAGGGCGGAGGCAGCAGCUCCCUAGCAGAGCCAGCUUCCUCCGACCCGGGCUCCGGAAGGGUGGGCCAGGACGAGGCAGCCCGGCUCCGGGGGCUGGGAGACACUGGUGCAAGGCUGGGCCGGACAGAAGCAUGCUGCUAAGCACAGGAGGGCUGUUCCUCUGCCACUUCUGCUCUCGGGAUGGCGAGGACAAGGGGUGCCACGCUGAGGCCGGACCGGCCCAGAACUCAGAAUAGGCCUGAGGCACCCAGCAAUGCAGGCAGGGACGAGAGGAAGGGCAGAGGGACUUCCAGACGGUGCAGGUGCGAAUCUGGGUUCCGGGGAGCAUCGGGUGUUUGGGGCUCUGCUGCCAGCCAGGGAGGAGACGUGCCUGCUCCUGGGAGAGGACGUCCCCACUGUCCACACUGAGGAAGCUUUCUGCCUGCCCUGCAGCAGGAGGUCGGCAUCCAGCCGUGCAGUAAGGCUGACCCUGGCAGCUCCCCCUUACGUCAGGAGUCCCCAGCCCUGAACUAACUGCUGCUGCUGCCAGGGGCACCCUGCGCAUGCACAGGCCAGACUUCCUCCCUCCGUGGCCUUUGCUGGGGCCUGGGGUCUGCUAGUCAAAGCCACUAACCUGU